Kwoniella botswanensis is the source of this 3867-nucleotide messenger RNA. RefSeq lists its product as uncharacterized. The record is from RefSeq and is a predicted model, not a curated record. Gene Ontology annotation, cellular component: cell periphery; cell septum. Gene Ontology annotation, molecular function: chitin synthase activity. NCBI's taxonomy places the organism in Eukaryota, Fungi, Basidiomycota, Tremellomycetes, Tremellales, Cryptococcaceae. The coding region runs from base 1 to 3867 and encodes 1288 amino acids. The transcript has 14 exons.
AUGUCACAUCGACCCAAUGGAUCGGGUGAAUAUCGAACCUCGCCGCCUAAUCAUCGUUAUUCACAUUUAGAAGAAAAUCAACCUUCUCCAGCAGGUGGACAAGCAAGGUAUGAUGUAGAGAUGGGAGAUGAGACUUCACAGCCUCUACGUCAAGGUACAUCACUUGUUCAUUCACCGGCACCGUAUCAAGAUCAUCAUCAAUCCCCUCACAAUUAUCCUUCUCAACCUUACCACCAAAACUCCAACCAACCCUAUCCACAACAGCCUCCGCCUCCAGGUCAUAAUGUAGGAUACGAAGAUUCGCCCGAUCCGAACGCAUCGACAGUCUGGUCAGCGUACGAUAAGGUCGAUCCCGAUACCUAUGUUACUGAGUCAAAAGCCAAACUGUACGAUGAUGUAGAAGCAGAGGCAGAUGGUAUGAUAGUAAAGGAGAAGAGGAAGAAGGUCCAUGCGACUGAAGUGAUAGCUACCACCCGAGCUAGAAGGUGGUGGAUCCGAAUAACAUGGUUAUUGACUUGGUGGGUACCUAGUUUCCUUUUAGUAAAGCUAGGUAAGAUGAAAAGACAAGAUGUGCGAAUGGCCUGGAGGGAGAAACUGGCUAUAUUCGAAAUGAUCAUUUUAUCAUGUGGUAUCGUAUUGUUCUAUAUCAUCUUCUUUGGAAGACUGUUAUGUCCCAAUUCAGAUAAAGCGUGGAACACAUCGGAAUUGGCUACUCAUCAGGGAGAGGAUGAUUAUAUGGCUGCGAUAGCUGGGAAAGUGUACGAUUUCACCAAAUUCUACAAGGGUCAACACUCUGAUUUCUCAGGCUACACCACUUCGAGCGACGUAAUGCUCGAGUUUGCAGGACAAGAUCUGACCAACUACUUCCCACCUCCUAUGACCGUCGCUUGUCCUGGGUUAGUCACCAACGAAGAUCUUGCACUUAUGCGAGCCAACUUCACCCCGAUCGUAUCCUACGCUGUACAUACCAGUGGUAAACUGCAGACCAUUAACGGGACCAAGCUUAAUGCAGAAGACUGGUACACCAAUCGAUUGAUGCCCGAUUUGAAGCAGUAUUACAAGGGUAGUUACGUGUUUGAUAAAGGUACGAUAGAGAAUGGUGCGAAUAGUGAUUCGAAACAAUGGGCUAUAUACAAGAAGAAAGUCUACGACCUAUCCGACUACCUAUACACUGUACAAUACUAUUCAGGAUCAAGUGGAACCGAUCUCCCAAAUUAUAGUUUCCUCAACGAAGAUAUCUCAGGUUUAUUCCAAUCCUCUUCUGGUCAAGAUAUAACCAAGUCCAUGACUGAGAUAUUGGAAAAGCUACCUCAAGAAGAAGUAGACAAUAACUUGAAUUGUCUGGAUAACGCUUUCUACCUUGGAGAGAUGGAUUUCAGGAAAGAAUCGAAAUGUUUGGUACAGAAUUAUCUGCUUUUGGCUUUUAGUAUUAUCAUCAUGGCUACUAUCGGUGCUAAAUUCCUUGCUGCUCUUCAACUUGGAUCAAAGAGACAACCUGAACUUCUCGACAAAUUUGUCAUUUGUCAGGUCCCAUGUUAUACCGAAGGUGAAGAAUCGCUUAAGAAGACGAUCGAUUCUCUGGCAGCGUUGAAAUACGAUGAUAAGAGGAAAUUGAUCUUUAUCAUCUGUGACGGUAAUAUCAUUGGUUCAGGUAACAAUAGACCCACACCUAGAAUCGUGUUGGACUUAUUAGGUGUAGACCCGAAAUUGGAUCCUGAACCUCUGCUGUUCAAGUCGAUUGGUGAAGGUUCGAAGCAAUUGAAUUAUGGAAAAGUGUAUAGUGGGUUGUACGAAUUUGAGGGACAUGUGGUACCGUAUGUUGUCGUCGUCAAAGUUGGUAAACCGUCAGAAACUUCCAAGCCCGGUAACAGAGGUAAACGAGAUUCCCAAGUUCUUCUUAUGCAAUAUCUCAACCGAGUACACUUCGAAGCUCCUAUGUCACCGUUAGAAUUGGAAAUUUACCAUCAGAUGAGAAAUGUUAUUGGAAUUGAUCCUGCAUUCUACGAGUAUAUUUUCCAGGUGGAUGCGGAUACUACCGUCACACCUGAUUCACUCAACCGACUUAUCUCGUGUACUUCGGACGAUCAGAAGAUUAUCGGUAUCUGCGGAGAGACCAAGGUAGCCAAUGAGAAGGAAUCCCUUACCACCAUGAUCCAAGUAUACGAAUACUACAUAUCCCACCAUUUGACUAAAGCGUUCGAAUCCUUAUUCGGUUCCGUCACUUGUCUUCCAGGAUGUUUUUCCGUCUAUCGAAUCCGUACCGCCGACAAGGGACGCCCAGUAAUCAUCUCAUCAAUAGUCAUUGACGAAUACGCCGAGCCCAAUGUCGAUACGUUACACAAGAAGAAUCUGUUCUCACUGGGUGAAGAUCGAUAUCUGACUACAUUGAUGAUGAAGCAUUUCCCAACAUUCAAAAUGAAAUUCACCCCUGAUGCGGUUGCACAUACGGUCGCACCUUCCCGAUGGAAUGUGCUGUUAUCGCAGAGAAGAAGAUGGAUCAAUUCGACCAUUCAUAAUUUAGCGGAGCUACUGUUCUUACCUGAGAUGUGUGGGUUCUGUUUGUUUAGUAUGAGAUGGAUUGUGUUCUUGGAUCUUUUGGGUACUAUUAUUCUUCCUGCCACUUGUGGAUAUUUGAUUUACCUGGUCAUUGUGGUAUCUACCAAACAAGCUGCCGUACCUGUCAUCUCCCUAGCAAUGAUUGCUGCAGUGUACGGUCUACAGGCACUUAUCUUCAUCAUUAAGCGCGAGUUCAUGCUUGUCGGAUGGAUGAUCGUAUAUAUUCUAGCUUUCCCCGUCUACUCAGUCUUCUUACCGCUGUACUCAUUCUGGUCGAUGGAUGAUUUCAGUUGGGGUAAUACUCGUAAGGUCGUUGGUGAAGGUAAUCAGAAGACGGUGGUGUAUGAAGACGAUGAGCCCUUCAACGAGGGCAUGAUCCCUUAUAGAACCUUCAGAGAAUACGAGGCGAACGCUUGGGAAACCGCGUCUUUGCACUCUGAGAAAUCACGAGGAACCACUCAAACAUCGGUUUCAAGGAACCUUCACCCCUAUCCGAUAUCCAACCGAGCUCCAACAUUCCAUUCUUCCGUAUCCGAGUUACCUCCAGGUGCAGAUUACUGGCGAGACUCAUCCCCGUUAGGUCCUCAGCAUUCUUCGAGAAACUUACGUCAUGCUGAAUCCAACCCAUCGUUACGGGCUGGCUUCCAACCUAGGGAUCGAGUGCAAAGUAUGGCGGGAAUGUCGAUGUGGGGUAAUGGAUCCAACUACGAUGUACAUGGACAUGGUGGCCCGCCUGGAGGACUGAACCCCAUGUUUACUGGUGCAAGUGUCAUGGAUAAUGGUUCGAUGAGGGGAAGUACAUUCUAUCCUCCACUACCGCAACCUCAACAGUAUGGUUCACCAAUGAUGAACCCUAUGAUGAUGCCUUUCAACCCUAUGGGUAUGCCUGGACACAUGUCACCUAUGAACGGUAUGAUGUCACCUGUACCUACUGGACCACAUCAGGGACAAGGUAUGAUGGGAAUGGGAGCACCUAGAAAUACCAUCAUGUCAGGUUUAGGAGGGAUGGCUGGAGGACAGAAUAAUCAAUCGAGAAUGUCAUCUUAUUCAUUAGCUACGACCGCUAACCCCCUUGGAGGAGGAGAGAAAGAUAGAUUGGCUGGAUUGACUGUUGAUGAGAGAUCAGCGGAAGAGAUUGAUGAUGAAGUGGUAUUGGAGAAAUUGAGAGCGUGGCUGAGUAAACAGGAUUUGAUGAACGUCACAAAACGCCAAACGCGAGAAACCGUCUACACUCUCUUCCCAAAUGCCAAUUUGCAAUCGAGAGCUGGAUGGUUGAAUGAGAAUAUAGACAAGAUCUUGAGUGAAUCGUAA